Alternaria infectoria is the source of this 1017-nucleotide messenger RNA. RefSeq lists its product as uncharacterized. The coding region runs from base 1 to 1017 and encodes 338 amino acids. NCBI's taxonomy places the organism in Eukaryota, Fungi, Ascomycota, Dothideomycetes, Pleosporales, Pleosporaceae. The record is from RefSeq and is a predicted model, not a curated record. Gene Ontology annotation, biological process: carbohydrate metabolic process. The transcript has 2 exons.
AUGAUUCCGCAGGUUGUGAUCGACAAAGUUCUCUCCAAAGCGCAGGAAUCUGCGUCACAUAGCUGGGAGUACGGCACUGUAUUUGAAGCGCUACUCGAGUACAGAGAUCCUCACCACAGCAUCUUCCAUGACCCAUUCCCAGGGGGCAAGAUGCCAGAGUUGCCGGUAGAGGAUGUAGAAGCGUUGCAAUAUGCGUCUGACAAUCCUUACCUCUCCGCGGUAAAUCGCCAGCUGCACGAUCUGCUCUCCACCACGCCCAGAUACAGCAAUGGCGCGAUAUCGCAUCGCGAUGCGUGCCCUUCUUUGUGGGCAGACUUCGUCUACAUGGUACCGCCUGCUCUUGCAUACCACGGUGUCUUCACCUCGGACAUAGGCAUGGUGAAAGAGAGUGUACGGCAGUGCCAGCUAUACUGCGAGGUGCUGGGCACGUCGAGGGGGUAUUGGCAACACAUCGCCAAUGCCGAGGGCACACACAGCGUAAAGAGCGAUGACGGCGCAUGGUGUACGAGCAAUGCCUGGGCUGCAGCUGGGAUGACUAGGGUGCUAGCAACAUUGCGCAAAUCUCAAUACGAAUCGGAAACCGCUGAUGAGCAGAAGAUGCUACUAGAUAUGACCAAAGGCAUUCUUGACGGCGCGAUAGAGGGCGAUACUGAUGCGUCGGGCCUGUUGCGCAACUAUCUCGAUGACGAGACAUGGUUUGCAGAGGUUGCUGGGACAGCAUUGAUGGCAGCUACGGUCUUCAGAAUGUCAAUCCUCGAACCUGGCACAUUCGGCGAACGGUACGUAGGAUGGGCGAAGCGUAAGCUGGAGUCUGUCAGUCGCCAUGUAGAUGAGGAUUCUGGUAUUGUGGCGCCUGUCGUCAACUCCUUGACGGAAGCUCAGCGGACGCCGCUCAACGGUAUCAAUCCGGAGGGACAGGCUUUUGUAGUGUUGCUAUACGCUGCAUGGAGAGACCGGAGGACUGUUGCAGAAGAUGCAUCCGUCCCGAUGGCCGGAACUGACGCGUCGAGGACAUGA